AUGCUUCGUCAAUUGCUUCCCAGAAGCUCCUUGAGCACCAAAUCCAGCUCGAGGUUGUUAGCUGCGUGGGAACAGCCUUUACGGUAUUACAGCAUAAAAGCUACUGCCGCGUCAACAACGAAAUUAAAAGAACUGGACGCCUCUACUUUGUCCAUAACCAAAACCACGACGCCAAAAGAGCUUGUGCCAUGGAAUGAACUGGUCUUUGGGCGGUCAUUUACUGACCACAUGCUCAGUAUAGAAUGGACAGCAGCAGACGGAUGGCUUCCUGCGCGCAUCACUCCUUAUCAGAACCUCUCUCUCGACCCCGCGAGUUGUGUCUUCCACUAUGCAUUCGAAUGUUUCGAGGGAAUGAAGGCAUACAAAGAUAGCAAGGGACAAGUACGGCUUUUCCGACCAAAUAAAAACAUGCAACGUAUGAACGAGUCCACCGCAAGGAUAGCAUUACCUACUUUCGAACAAGCAGCCAUGAUCCAGCUGAUUUCAACAUUCGCGAGUAUGGAGGAGCGAUUUAUCCCGUCAACGAAAGGCUACUCUCUUUAUCUGAGACCGACAAUGAUUGGCACACAAAGAACACUGGGUGUCGGACCACCAGGUUCUGCAUUGCUGUACGUGAUCGCGUCUCCGGUCGGUCCAUAUUAUCCUACUGGAUUCAAGGCCAUCUCACUCGAAGCCACCGAUUACGCCGUCCGUGCCUGGCCUGGUGGCGUCGGCGACAAGAAACUUGGUGCCAACUAUGCGCCAUGUAUUGUGCCACAAUUACAAGCAGCAAAGCGAGGAUUUCACCAGAACCUAUGGCUAUUCGGCGAGGAGGAAUUCGUCACUGAAGUCGGAACGAUGAAUAUGUUUGUUGCCAUGAAGAACAAGGAAACCGGGCAAAAGGAAUUGAUCACCGCACCUCUUGAUGGUAUGAUCCUCGCUGGUGUUACUAGAGACUGUGUACUCUCCCUCGCCAAGGAAAAGCUCGUUCCUGAAGGAUGGAAUGUUGUUGAGCGAAAGUACACGAUGAAGGAGCUUUCAGAUGCUGCAAAGGACGGUCGAUUAAUAGAGGCAUUCGGUUCGGGAACUGCUGCAAUUGUCAGUCCGAUCAGAAAUAUCAGCUGGAAAAAUGAGCUUGUUGAUUGCGGUUUACAGCCGGAACAGGAAGCUGGUGAGAUUGCAUUACAGAUGAAGAACUGGAUCGAAGAGAUUCAAUAUGGAGAUGUGGAGCAUGAGUGGAGUUAUGUACUUCCACAAUCGAAAUGA
Molecule: messenger RNA, 1245 nt
Organism: Glarea lozoyensis ATCC 20868
Lineage: Eukaryota; Fungi; Ascomycota; Leotiomycetes; Helotiales; Helotiaceae
Product: D-aminoacid aminotransferase-like PLP-dependent enzyme
Exons: 2
Coding region: 1-1245 (414 amino acids)
Biological process (GO): L-valine biosynthetic process; L-leucine biosynthetic process
Cellular component (GO): mitochondrion
Molecular function (GO): branched-chain-amino-acid:2-oxoglutarate transaminase activity
Source: RefSeq, a predicted model, not a curated record